ACAAAGUUGAGCGGUGUCGAUACGGGUGACAUAAAAUGAAAGUACUGAUAUAUAUGGCAUUAUUAAUAACCUUCUCUACACUUCACACCCCAUGUUCUUCAGAAGAUACGUCAAAAUCCAAAAUUGUUCGACAAAUAUUCGAUAUUGAUCCAGUUGCUAUGAAUUACAUAUACGGUUAUGAAACCGACAACCAAAUAUUUGUGGAAGAACAAGGAUACUCAAGGGACGAUAAUAUAGUUAAAGAAGGUCAGUACCAGUAUACAUCACCUGAUGGAGAAGUUAUUAAGACUGUAUACAAAGCUGAUGAAGAUGGAUUCCAUCCGCAAGGCGCUCAUUUCCCUACAGCGCCACCUUUACCGCCUGCUUCGUUUUCGUUUUCUGCUUUGACGAAAUAAAAAAGUUUCCAUCCCGC
Messenger RNA from Psylliodes chrysocephalus, 412 nucleotides. The record is from the annotation of a GenBank genome assembly. Lineage: Eukaryota; Metazoa; Arthropoda; Insecta; Coleoptera; Chrysomelidae.